UAACCAACCCAGCUGCUAAUUUGGCUGUUUCAUUUAUUUAAUUGUUAAUAUUUGUGAAAUAAAAUGAACUCCCUUAGGCUAUUGACGCCGCUGCAGCUAAACCUGACACUGGCGCGCAGCUAUGGCAAACACAAUAAAAAGUUCCUGUACAAAGAUGGCAAGAAAUACGAGAAUAUUAUUUACUAUCCCAGGACGCCCGACCAUCAGGAUCCGCCAGUGGAGCCGGCCAAGCUGUUUCGGGUGCAGCGCAUAAAGCCCGUUAAGGGUAAUCCGUUCUGGGAGAAGCGCCUGCUCAAAGAUCUGGGCCUGGAUGGCAAACAGAGCGAUUUUACCGUGGUGAAGAACAUACCCGAAAACAAUGCACGCCUAUGGAAAAUAAAGCAUCUGAUAAAAGUGACACCCAUAACAUUUCCAUAUGGCGAGCCCACGGCACAGGACAUCAAGCACACGAUACUCAAGGAGAACGGCGAGUGCCUGGUGACCAAGGACAUCGGACCUGUUGAGGUGCGCGAUGCUGCCCGGGAAGCUUUCGACCAGCAGCCCAAACGCCUGGAUACGGAGCUGCUGCGAAAAGAUUCACGACUCAAAUGGCUGAAUCCCUGGUAGAAAACUAAGAUUCAUUCAGUUU
This is a messenger RNA of Drosophila novamexicana, 628 nucleotides long. It is a transcript of the gene mRpL30, whose product is annotated as 39S ribosomal protein L30, mitochondrial. NCBI's taxonomy places the organism in Eukaryota, Metazoa, Arthropoda, Insecta, Diptera, Drosophilidae. Gene Ontology annotation, cellular component: mitochondrion; large ribosomal subunit. Bases 64 to 606 code for a protein of 180 amino acids. The transcript has 2 exons. Gene Ontology annotation, biological process: translation. Gene Ontology annotation, molecular function: structural constituent of ribosome. The record is from RefSeq and is a predicted model, not a curated record.